Closterium sp. Naga37s-1 is the source of this 615-nucleotide messenger RNA. NCBI's taxonomy places the organism in Eukaryota, Viridiplantae, Streptophyta, Zygnematophyceae, Desmidiales, Closteriaceae. The record is from the annotation of a GenBank genome assembly.
AUGGAUGUGUUAUUGUGCGCCGUUCCAUCCGCUCCCAGUUCGUCAUUGCUCUCUCACCCGCUCCUCGCACCCACUCCUCUCCCCGCCAAGCUCAGCGCGUUCGUGGAGCUGCAAGGGCGACUCGUGGAGACGGACAGCAAGCUGAAGCAGGUGAGCGUGGGGGCGGGAUGUGCAGGGCAGGUGGCAGAAGCAGGUGGGAUGGAAUGCAGCAGCGAAGGUGGGGGCAUUUGGAAUUGGCUCAGUCUCAUGUCUCUACCUCGCCGCAAUGUUGUCGCUUUUGGGCAGUGCAUGCAGGCCCCGGCCUUGCACACCCCCCGGCAUUUAGCAUGCCAUUCAGACAGGCACUUGGACAUUGCAUCUCUUUCGUCCAGUCAGCAGCAUAUCCGCAUGCUCCCACUGGCUGACCCCAUGACCAGGUUUGUUCUGCAGCCACUAGAAGAGGCGAGGGCAACGGAGGAGGGGAAGAUCAAGGAGGCCGAGGCCACCAUCGCGUCUCUGCAGGGAUCAAAGAAGUAUCUGGAGAAGCAGAUGAGGGAGGUGCAGAGCAACUUCAAGGAGCUCAUGGAGCAACUGCCAGCGUCCAUUCCUGGCCUCACACAAGCCAUCAAUGGCUGA